Molecule: messenger RNA, 732 nt
Organism: Leptonychotes weddellii (Weddell seal)
Lineage: Eukaryota; Metazoa; Chordata; Mammalia; Carnivora; Phocidae
Source: RefSeq, a predicted model, not a curated record
AUGGUCAUAAAGAUGCUCAUUGAACUCGACAGAAGAGUGGAUGAACUCAGUGAGAACUUCAGCAUAGAGAUAGCUGCUAACCACCAAAAAAAGGACGUCCCUAAAACUGGAAUGCCAGAAAAGGGUGAAGGAAAUGACCAACUGCAAAAUUGUGAGCCUGAAGUUGUGACCUGUGUCAGCAAAAUUGUUGUGACCUCUGAGUACCACACCAAGAAUCAACAGAAAAAAGUAAAAACACUGAACCAAAAAAGAAUGGAACACAGAACCGUAUAAAAAAGAAACCAAUUUCAAGACAGCGAGCAAAGGCUCAUAGGCAUCGCCAGCAAAGAGGAGAAGUGCAAUGAAAAUUCUAAGUCCCAAGCAGAGAAGAGUGGAAGCCAGGCGGAGGGGAACCAGCAUCAACUGGAAGGAUCUCAAGGCCAAUCAUCAGAAAAUCAACACCAUUCAGAGAGAUCUCAUGGCCAGUCGGAGAGUUCUUGUAGCCAGUCAGAGAGUUCUCAUGGCCAGUCGGAAAGAUCUCAUGGCCAGUCAGAAAGAUCUCAUGGCCAGUCACAGAGUUCUAGUGGCCAGUUGGAGAGAUCUCCAGGCCAAUCCAAGAGAUCUCGUGGCCAGUCAGUGAGAUCUCCAGACCAAUCGGAGAGAUCUCGUGGCCAGUCCGAGAGUUCUAGUAGCCAGUCCGAGAGUUCUCCUAGCCAGUCCGAGAGUUCUCCUAGCCAGUCUGAGACUUAUUGA